This is a messenger RNA of Alternaria burnsii, 600 nucleotides long. RefSeq names its product zinc finger ring-type protein. The record is from RefSeq and is a predicted model, not a curated record. The transcript is spliced from 3 exons. Gene Ontology annotation, cellular component: cytoplasm. Bases 1 to 600 code for a protein of 199 amino acids. NCBI's taxonomy places the organism in Eukaryota, Fungi, Ascomycota, Dothideomycetes, Pleosporales, Pleosporaceae. Gene Ontology annotation, molecular function: ubiquitin protein ligase activity. Gene Ontology annotation, biological process: protein ubiquitination.
AUGUCUGGCUACGAAGUCGAACACAACAUCUCCACAGAGGACGACAAGACGCGACAACCCUCACGUCGACCAGACCUCUCGACGUUCUUUUCUCAGCUUGAACUGGUUGACACGUCGGAUCCCCACGCUCACACAAAUGCCAAUGCUCUACCGCAGCCCGAAAACAUGACGGCGGCGUUCCGCUUGCUUGCCAACGCUUUUGAGACUAUGCGCGGACGACCAGCGGACGAGAGCGACGAACAUGGGGAUCUGUUGGCAAACAUGAUUGAGGUACUCCGCGCCAAUGCCGACGAUCCGCCCACAGAGUUGAAGGGUGUGCCCAACAGCUUCUUGGAUGAACUGGAGCGGGUACCGAAGAAAGCGCUGAAGCCUUCCGAUACAUGUCCCAUCUGUGUGAACCCAUUCCUUGAGGACAAAUAUCCCCUCGUUGUCCAGCUGCCGUGCCACGAGGAUCAUCGCUUCGAUCUGGACUGCAUAGGUCCUUGGCUUAAGCUGAAUUCAACAUGCCCUCUGGAUCGCAAAGAACUUCUGAAGAAGAAGCAACCGCCACCGCCGCCUGCGGACGAUGAAGAAGAAGACUAUGAUGAUAUGUACGCCUGA